GCCGGCGGGGGCCGGGGCCGGGGCCGGGACCGGGCGCGUUUUGGGGCCGGCGGGGGCCGGGGCCGUGCCGGGCCAUGGCGAGCUCGGAGCGGAGCGCGCUGCUCACGUACCGCCUGUGCGGCGGCUCGGGCGAGGAGGAACGGGGCCGGGAGCGCGCCCGCGGCCGGGCCGCUGCCGCCGCCGCCCCCCGCAAGCUGCCCACCUUCCUGGGCGUCGUGGUGCCCACGCUGCUCUCCAUGUUCAGCGUUGUCCUCUUCCUGCGCCUCGGGUUCGUGGUGGGCCAUGCCGGGUUGUACCAAGCCCUGGCCAUGUUUGCGGUGGCAUACUUCAUCAUCGGCAUGACAGUACUGUCUGUGUGUGCCAUUGCCACCAACGGGGCACUGGAUGCUGGAGGAGCCUACUAUAUGAUCAGCCGUGCCCUGGGCCCAGAAUUUGGGGGCAGCAUUGGGAUCAUGUUUUUCCUGGCCAACGUGUGUGGCAGUGCCCUCUACGUGCUGGGGUUGGUGGAGGCGGUGGUGGACAGCUUUGGGAUCCCACCUGGGCAAAAAGUGGGCACAGGCGUCCAUGUCCUGCCUCAGAGCUACUGGUACGAGCUGCUCUAUGGCACCGUGCUGCUGGCCCUCUGCCUCCUCGUGUGCCUCGUGGGUGCCUCCAUCUACGCCAAGGCUACCUUCCUCAUCUUCCUCAUCGUCGCAGGCGUGCUGGGCACCAUCCUUGUCAGCUUCUUUGCCACACAGCCCAUCGGGGUGCCCAUCCGCCUGCCCCACUUCAAUGGCUCCGAAACUGAGAAUGGCUCCUUCACUGGCUUCUCGCUCGCCACCCUUCGAGACAACCUGGGUGGUGGGUACGGGGUGGACUACACCACAGGGCAGAUGAUGAGUUUCAGCUCCGUCUUUGCAGUGAUGUUCAAUGGCUGCACCGGCAUCAUGGCAGGCUCCAACAUGUCAGGGGACCUGAAGCGCCCGAGCUACUCCAUCCCACGGGGCACCAUCUCUGCUGUGCUCUUCACCUACCUCGUCUACAACCUGCUGGCAUUCCUCAUGUGUGCCACCUGCAACAGGACCCUCCUGCAGAAAGACUACGGUUUCCUGCGUGACAUCAGUAUCUUUCCACCCCUGGUCACAGUGGGCAUCUACGCUGCCACCCUGUCCGCAGCCAUGAGCAACCUCAUCGGGGCGUCCCGCAUCCUCUACGCCCUGGCCCGCGAUGAUCUCUUUGGCCGGGCGCUGGUGCUGGCCAAGAAGACGUCUGCGAGUGGGAACCCCGUGAUGGCAGUGAUCCUCUCCUGGCUGGUGGUACAGCUGGUGCUCUUCUCCGGGAAGCUCAACACCAUUGCAGGGGUUGUGACCACCUUCUUCCUCCUGGUUUAUGCCACCGUCAACCUGGCCUGCCUGGCACUGGAGUGGGCAUCGGCCCCCAACUUCAGGCCCACCUUCCGGUACUUUACCUGGCACACGUGCCUGCUGGGCAUCGCAGGCUGCUGCGUCAUGAUGUUCCUCAUCAGCCCCGUGUCGGCCUCGGCGAGCCUGGGCUUCCUCCUCCUCCUCCUCCUCGCCCUCCACUACCUCUCGCCCAGCAGCACCUGGGGCUACAUCAGUCAGGCCCUCAUCUUCCACCAGGUGCGGAAGUACCUGCUGAUGCUGGAUGUGCGGAAGGACCACGUCAAGUUCUGGCGCCCACAGAUGCUGCUGAUGGUGCAGAACCCGCGGGGCAGUGCCCGCCUCAUUGACUUCGUCAACGACCUCAAGAAGAGCGGCCUCUAUGUCCUGGGCCAUGUUGAGCUGCAGGACUUGGACAUGCUGCCCUCGGACCCGCUGCAGCCCCAGCAGGACUCGUGGCUGAGCUUGGUGGACAAGCUGAAUGUCAAGGCCUUUGUCAGCCUCACCCUCGCACCCUCGGUGCGGCAUGGCGUCCGGCAGCUCCUCUUCACCUCUGGCCUUGGCGGGAUGCGCCCCAACACCCUGGUGCUGGGCUUCUAUGAUGACGCGGCGCCACAGGACGGUCUGGCCCGGCACCCUGCCUUCACCAGCUCCCGCGAGGAGGUCCCCCUGGGCUUCCCUCCACUGCGGGCGCCCGCUGCCCCCAAGCUGCUGUCGGCCCGGGAGUACGUGGGCAUUGUGGCGGAUGCCCUGAAGAUGCUUCGCAAUGUCCUGCUGGCCCGGCAGCUGGAGAGCCUGGACAAGGCCUGGGAGCUGCGGCGGGCCGCCAGCCCCCCACCCACCAUCCAUGUCUGGCCUGUCAACCUGCUGCGACCUGACAGCGCCCGCUACGCCGACACCUGCAGCCUCUUCCUGCUGCAGAUGGCCUGCGUCCUCAACAUGGCGCGGGCCUGGCGCCGGGCCCGUCUGCGCCUCUUCCUCUGCGUGGAGGCGGGUGCCAUGCCCCGUGCCCAGGAGGAGAAGCUGCGCCAGCUCCUCAAGGACUUGCGCAUCCAGGCCCAGAUCCAGCUGGUGCCCUGGGAUGCCGUCACCCGCCUGCACUGGCAAACCCGCCAGGGACCUCCAGGGGGGCCGGCGCCCGGCGGGGCAGUGGAGGAGGAGGAGGACGGGGCCGUGAACUUCCCGGCCAAUGCCACCCAAGUGUCGGAUGAGUAUGUCUGCGCUGCCAACAAACUCGUCCUGGAGCAGAGCCCCGCGCCGGCCGUACGCUUCCUCUAUUUGCCGCGGCCGCCGGCCAACACCAGCCUCUACCCGCUGUACCUGCACCAGCUGGAGCUGCUCACCCGCGGGCUGGGCCCCACCGUGCUGGUGCACGGGGUGAGUGCCGUCACCAGCACCCAGCUGUAGGUCCCCUCCCGGGUCCCCCCGGCUCCCUGUGCCCUCCUUCGCCCAGUGCCUUUAGCAGCCCCAGCCUGGGGACUUCCCCGGCCCUGGGCAGGGAGGGGUUGGGUCGAGGGGUGGGUUGUUUUUUGGGGGGUGUCUCCUGCAGAGGAUUAAAGCUGCCCUGGCAGGAUCCAGGCACAGCCCCGGCACUGGCUGGGCAGUGCGGUGCAUUCACGGUGCCUUUUCUUUGGGGGGGUGGGGGGGGAGAGCGGGGUCCCAGGGGUGGUCGAGCACUGGGUGCCCUGGCUGGCUGCUGGGAGCCCCUUAGUCUCACCCUGCACCCUGCCUCCCCGUGCUUCCCCCCCGCUCCUGCAGCCCCCAGCCUCUCCUCCGCUGGCUCCUCCGGGCACCCAGCCAGCAGCGGGGAUUGAUUAAAGUCAGCCUCGACCUUGGUGCCCCGGCUCCCCGCCAUCCUCCCUGCCUUUCAUUAGGAAAAAUUAAAUGGGAAGGAGUGGGGGAGGGGAGCCCGGACGCCUGGGUUCCCUGCGUGAGGCUGGGUGGGGGGUGGGUAGCAGCUGGGUGCUGGCCCUACUGCCUGCGGGGUAUGGCACCCCAGAUCUUGCUCCUCAGAGCACCUCCGGCACUGCUGGAUGGGGGGCACCUAGAUGCUUUAAUCUGUAUUGCCCGCCCCCACCACCAUGGGGUCUGAGCCCCUCGUCCUUCUAGGGAGGGGGAAAAUGAUACGAGGAUGGGGCAGUGGCUUUGCCCAGACACCUGGGUCCCCUGGCCUUGCUCUGAGAUCUGGCUCAUGGGGCAUCGCCACCUCCCUGAGCCCAUCAUGACCUGUAUGGGGGAGCUGGCAUUGCCCCCUGCCCCCCCUGCUUAUUGAUUAGAGGAGGGCAGGAAAUUGCCUGGGCUCUGGGUGAUAAAUCCAUCAGGUGCCUGGCAGGGGGGGCAGCGUGCCAGGGCGCUGCCUGAUGGAUCGCUUCCUCUUAGCCCCAGCACAGAGGGGGAGCUGCUCCAGGCCAGGCUGGGCUCGGAUGGGGGGGACAAGCAUGGCACUGCUGCCUGUGCCCGCUCUCGCCAAGCCUGGCACUGCCAGCUGGCAGCUCUGCUCAGCCGGAGGGCUGGAAAAACCCAGGCAGCCGGGUGCUGCUAGGGGGAAAAAAAAGGGGGAGGGGGGCUUGCUCCCCACAUUUUUGCAGUGGUUUGUGCCUGAAUUUGUGCCCAAAUCCCCACCCCGGGGGGCGGGCAGGGGCCUGGGGCUGGCUUUGCUCCCCGCUGUGGGAGGGGGGUGCCCCGGGGUGCGCACCGCACAGCCCACGGGGUUUAUUUACAAACAGGCGGGAGCUGGCACAGGGCAGCCGGGCACCAGCGGGACCCGGCGGCCUAUAAUGUUAAUUAUCACCACGUAAUUAAAAGCCCAUAAAAAG
This is a messenger RNA of Grus americana (Whooping crane), 4195 nucleotides long. It is a transcript of the gene SLC12A9, whose product is annotated as solute carrier family 12 member 9. The record is from RefSeq and is a predicted model, not a curated record. The transcript has 13 exons. Gene Ontology annotation, biological process: chloride transmembrane transport; potassium ion homeostasis; chloride ion homeostasis. Lineage: Eukaryota; Metazoa; Chordata; Aves; Gruiformes; Gruidae. Gene Ontology annotation, cellular component: membrane. Bases 75 to 2786 code for a protein of 903 amino acids. Gene Ontology annotation, molecular function: potassium:chloride symporter activity.